AUGAGUUUUGGCUGGCAGCUGCUGCCCCAGCUGUGCACUCUCUGCAAGGAGCAGCACCUCUGUGACUGCACCAUCUUCUUUGGGAAUGUGCAUUUUAGAGCACACAAGGUGGUUUAGGCUGCUGCCAGUCUGCUGUUUGAAUCCCUGUUGACAGCACAGACACCAUCUCCCAUUGAUGCUUCUGUGCUGACACCUGAGGAGUUUGCACUCCUACUUGAGAUGAUGUACAGUGGCAAACUCCCACUGGGGAAACACAAUUUCACAUUUAUCUCCAUGGCAGAUAGUCUGCAGAUGUUUGAUGUGGCUGUUAGUUGCAAAAACCUCCUCAGGGAUCUCAUAAGUUGUUCUGCUCAGGACCAGGUAGUGAGAAGAGUCUCCAGCCAGGAAGCAGAUUCAUCUGGGAACCAAGCUGCAGCUAAUUACCUGCCCCAGUCUGGAAGACCUGAUGAAGAAAAAACAUUUAUCAUCCUCACUCAGAGAGUUUCUCCUUUACCUGGCCGUGUAGAAGCAGAAAUGGAAGCUGGUGUUUCUCCUCCUGGCCAGGAACGUCCUGUGAAUCAGACCUGGGUUAGCCAGGACACAAUGCCAGGUGACUCCAGGUCCUUCCAGGAGGAUUCAGGCUCUGGCCCUGAGCAGCCUGCCCACGCUGAGUGCAGUGGCUGGAGGGAAGAGGAGCUUGCUGAUCCUCCAGAAGAGAAAGGGCAAUUGAGGCAUUGAGCAGCAGAGAGCAAAAGCUGUAAACUGGAUUUCUUUGUUCAAUAUGAAAGUGUUUUCUCUGAGGCUCUUUCUGAUGCCCAGGCUGUGCUGAAAAGACUCGAAGAGUGCAGAGAAAUUGAUGCCUCUCAAAAGGAGGCUCUGGCUGCCUGUCUGGCCAAGGCAGAGGAGCAGUCAGUGCUCAAGAAGCUGCUGGGCCAAGUGAAGGAGGCUCACACCCAGGAUAGUGACACUCAGCCCCUGGACACUCAGAGCCUUGUGUCUUUUCUGAAGAUGGUUCAAGACAUGAAUCCUGAACAGGGCAGUGGAGAAGCCCCACGGCAAGCAGGUAACAUCACACACACGUUUUACCAGGUGAUGGGCAAACCUGACUGGCACUUCCACCUGCCUCCUACACAGCACCCCCUGCACAUGGGUGUGGCCUCAGGUCCUUCUGUGCUGAACUGUGGGAAGAGUGAAAACUGGGCAGCGAAGGUAGGUUUGGAUUGCUGAGAAGGCAGCUCUCAGAGGGGAGCCAUUGACACUCUGCUCAGGAAGGUGGAUUAAGAGAAAACCCUGAAAGUGAAACUCCUGAGGGCUGUGAAAUCAUCUUUCCCUGGACUCCAGCUUCUGCCAGACAAUGUGGUGGCAACAGCAAACAUCUCUGAUGAUAAAGGUGUGGCUCAGACAGAGCACGUCAUCUCUUUGGAUGAUGCCAAACUUGUGAUGUUGCCCAAAUCCCAAGUGAGCCAAGCCGGCUCUGAGCUGGUGACAGUGACUCUGGAGGACCUGUUUGAUGGCAGUCACUCUGAUUUGUGA
This is a messenger RNA of Ficedula albicollis (Collared flycatcher), 1512 nucleotides long. It is a transcript of the gene ZBTB40, whose product is annotated as zinc finger and BTB domain containing 40. Gene Ontology annotation, cellular component: nucleus. Gene Ontology annotation, molecular function: RNA polymerase II cis-regulatory region sequence-specific DNA binding; DNA-binding transcription factor activity, RNA polymerase II-specific; protein binding. The record is from RefSeq and is a predicted model, not a curated record. Gene Ontology annotation, biological process: regulation of transcription by RNA polymerase II. Lineage: Eukaryota; Metazoa; Chordata; Aves; Passeriformes; Muscicapidae.